Molecule: messenger RNA, 879 nt
Organism: Diaporthe citri
Lineage: Eukaryota; Fungi; Ascomycota; Sordariomycetes; Diaporthales; Diaporthaceae
Exons: 3
Coding region: 1-879 (292 amino acids)
Biological process (GO): mitochondrial fission
Cellular component (GO): mitochondrion
Source: RefSeq, a predicted model, not a curated record
AUGUGGUGGGAAAAGGGCUCAGACAAAGAUUCAAAGGCGCCGCCCAAGGACGACGCCUCAGCUGCAGAGCCAGGCAAGAGCAGUGCUCCACAGCCUGCCCCAUUCGACCCGAACAAGCUCCCAAAUCGCGAGAAGCUGCCACCUGCGCUGCAGAAGAUAGUGGACAAGCAAGACAAGGAUGAAAACUGGUAUGACGAGCUUGUGGACGGCUAUGCGCCAGAGUCGACCGAGUCGAACGUACGAUUCGCCGCUUAUGCUGCACGAGUUCGGACAAUACUGCUUUCUGCCCAUCGCUACGUAGCUUAUACCUCUGACAUAGGAGAAUCAUUCCGGCCGGUCGCACAUCCCUGGCUCGUCCGCGGCGCAUACGGGGUCAGUUGGGCCUAUAUCUUGGGCGACGUGUCGUAUGAAGGCUACAAAGCAUACCUGCACAACCAACGUGCGCUGAACCCGCAGGUAGAGUUGUCAGAGAGCCAGCUGAAGAUCUCAGGCCUGGAGGCAGCAGGAGCUCCGGAUGCCCAGCCGAAGCCGGUGCCUCCCCUCGAGAACUACAAGACGGUCAUGGCUCAAAGAGCUAUCUUCCAGAGCGUGGCGAGUAUGGGUCUUCCUGCCUUCACAAUCCACAGCGUAGUCAGGUACAGCGGGAGAGCUCUCAAAGAUGCCAAGAACAAGACCAUCAGGACGUACGGUCCGAUCGGCUUGGGCCUUGCUGUCGUUCCAUUCCUCCCAACCUUGUUCGAUAAGCCCGUGGAGAAUGCUGUCGAGUGGAUAUUCCACAAGGGCUUUUCAACUAUGGGUGGGCAGGACGCAGUGGGCGCGGCGCCUACAAUGGGCAGGGAAAAGGCCUUGUCCACAAAACCAAAGGAAAAGGAACUGUAG